This is a messenger RNA of Oryzias latipes (Japanese medaka), 1573 nucleotides long. RefSeq names its product serine and arginine rich splicing factor 5a (gene srsf5a). The record is from RefSeq and is a predicted model, not a curated record. Gene Ontology annotation, molecular function: mRNA binding. Gene Ontology annotation, cellular component: nucleus; cytoplasm. NCBI's taxonomy places the organism in Eukaryota, Metazoa, Chordata, Actinopteri, Beloniformes, Adrianichthyidae.
UUCCUGCUCCAAAAGCUCAGUCGCCAUUUUCUCUCAGUCAGAGCUUGACCUACUUUUAGUUGCUGCUAAAAAACAAACCGAGUAAAGACGCACCCACGACAAAGCAACCAUUGACGAAAAAGAUGGCGUCUGAAAAAGCCCGUAGCAGUGACGUAGGUGCUACAGACGAUACCAUGAGUGGAAGUCGCGUCUUCAUCGGCCGCUUGAGCCCUCAGGCCCGAGAGAGAGACGUGGAGAAGUUCUUUAAGGGUUACGGAAGAAUCCGGGAGAUCAACCUGAAGAACGGAUUUGGCUUUGUGGAAUUUGAUGACCACAGAGAUGCAGAUGAUGCAGUUUAUGAACUAAAUGGCAAAGAGCUGUUGAGUGAAAGGGUUACUAUUGAACAUGCUCGCUCCAGGAGAGGAAGAGGGGGCGGACCCCCGGGUAUGGCACGUUUUGGUGGGGGUUAUCGACAGUCCCGCAACACUGGAUCCAGGUACGGCCCACCUGUGCGGACAGAACACAGGCUCAUUGUUGAGAAUCUGUCCUCCCGGAUCAGCUGGCAGGACCUGAAAGACCUGAUGAGAAAAGCAGGUGAAGUCACGUUUGUGGACGCGCACAGACCCACGAAAAACGAGGGGGUGGUUGAGUUUGCCUCCCGCAGUGACCUGAAGAACGCCAUCUCCAAGCUGGAUGGAACGGAGCUGAACGGGCGCAAACUUAAGAUCUUUGAGGACAGCAGGAGGUGGGUUCUUCUCACACGGGGGGGGGUCUGUGGCCUUUGUGGCGUUGCGGCUAACACAUGUUUUCGUCACAGAAGCAGGAGCCGCUCCCGCAGCUACUCCCGCUCCAGGAGUCGCUCCCGAAGCCGCAGCCGCUCCAGGAGCCGCUCCCGCUCCGUCAGCCGCACCCCAGAGAAGAAGAUGUCAGGGGGGGGCAAGUCUGCAGCCAGAUCCCCCUCCAGGUCCAGAUCCCGCUCCAGGUCCGGCUCGCGCUCUCCGGCCCAGAACAAACAGUCUCGCUCCCGAUCCCGGUCCCAGUCCCGGUCGCGCUCCCGCUCGCCCUCGGCAGACAGCAAACACUAAGAUCCUGGUCAGAGUUGGAGGCCUGAAGGGGCUGAUUAUCUUUGAGGGGGGGGGAGUUUGUGACCUUUUGACACAACCUCCAUUCCCCCCAGUUGUGAAAAUGUCCCGGCUUUGGUUUCUGCUUUUCAUUGUGAUUCUGUUUUUCUGCAGAGGAAUAAAUGUGACGAUGCGAGCGUUUGUUUUAGCCCCGCCCCCUGCAUCAGUGCUGCCUGAUGGGUCGUCUGCUCUGUUUCUGCUUUCAGCUUCAGAUCGUUUCAGCUGCUAAUUUAUUUUUCAGCUUUGAUUUGUGAAAAAAAUAUAUUUUUGUUCCUCGUUUUGAGCAGUUUUUUUUUUGCUUUAUAUCAUCUCCAGCCUGUGGAAUGCUGGGAAAUAUUCUGGUCUGUAAAUGUUUAUUAAUUUGAUACUAAGGAAGAUAAACUUGUUUCUUUUUAUUAGUUUUUCUAACUUCAGAUGAGUGUCCAGUACUGAAUCUGUAGCUGUAAAGUCAAUAAAACUUUCGUAAACCUGAA